AUUGUUUUGUAUUUUGUAAAAUUACUCAGUGGUAACCGUAACUUUUGAAUGUAUAUAACUUUCAUUUGUUUUGUUUUUAGUUCGACGGAGAGCACCCUGUCUGAUUCUGAAUUGGACUCGUGCGAUUUACACGAUGUAAAAUUCAUCCCUAAUGUAUCAUCUUUUGUACUGGACAGCCAAGAAAAUCUGCGCAAGUCCCAUGUAAAGAAAGCUGCAAGAACAAAAUGUGAACACAAAUUAGCGCCAUUGGGCGACGAUUAUAUCACAUGCGCUGUCGUCGGAACCCUAACAGACAAGUCCAACACACAACGCCACAAAGGAACACUAGAGCAGGACUGUUUUCCUCAAAAUUACAGAAAAUAUUUCUCUUCCCAGGAUGACGUACCUAUGGUGUACACUGGAAAUUUGUUACCGGAGUUCCCUGAGCUUCGAGACUCUUAUGAUCAAUUUUGCAUGAGUGAACACAGCUCACGUGACGACCUGGACGGUAAGCUAAGCAAUAGAGGUUCAAGCAUGGCUGUACUAUGCGAACUUAAAUCUGCCAGAGGAAUGAGAGAUUCCAUGUACUCUUCCGACGAGAGCGUUCAUGCCUGUAAACGGCGUAGAAAGACGAUUUUAGAACAGGUAGAUGCAGAUGGGAAGAAUCACCGUUGGUCAAUGCCCGAGUUCACCAAACUUUGGAAGGAUAACUGUGACAGUGAUCCAGAUUACUACUUAAAUGACCAAUAUGAUUCAUUUGUACACCAAAAACACGGGCAAUCCUUCAGUGAACAAUCGACUCAAACGUGUAGUACGCCGGUUCUAAGUCAAAGAAACUCGAAUCAAUGCUUACUCGAAUACCCACACUACGAGGCUAACACAGCAUACUACCCAAAUAUUGAGAAAACGAAACCUACAGCUAAAGAAAGGAUCGUGCUCGGUGAAUCAAAGUCUUGCCCAUCUUUGGUUUCAGUUGAACGUUCAACAUACUACGAUACUCGAGAUUAUGACAGCUCUGGUUUCUACGAUGACAGCGGUGAUGAUUCGUUAACGUCAUCCCCAAUGCACAGUCGUACUUCAGUAAACACAGUAAAAGAAAAUCCUCAAUGGCAUGGGUAUAAAGCCGACCUGAAAGAUAGCGGAAUUUAUGCUAAUGAAGAUGUUGAUAGCACUGCUUCAGUAAGUGAAAUCAAUGUCUACGCAAGUGAUUCUGGUUAUAGUGGGAUGAGUAAAGGAGCAAGAGAUAGCCUGGAAGGAGACGAAACAUACUUUGAUCAAAUCGAGGAAAAACAUGUAGACAAGUUAAGCCAACCCAAACAUGUCAGAGAAAUUUCAAAUUCUCGGGUAGAUUACACAAACAAUGAGGAUUUUGAAAAUUAUGACAACGGUCACGUAUGCGACUUAGAUCCGCAUUUCAAAAGCCACCAUAAAGCAAAUUUAGGAAGAGACGUAUUGCACGGAGAGAAGGGCAAGCGUUGUGCCCAACUCAUGCAAGAAUAUAUAGUAAACAGAACACUAGAUUCCUAUCCACCAUCUAGUUCAUUCUACCGAACAUCGACGGUUUGAUGUUCAUUAUGCAUGCGUCAAGAAGAAGAAAUGGGAAGAUUAUUGAAAAUAUGUAAACAUUACAAUGAUUAUAUCAGUUGUAAAAAUGUGUAAAGAAUGCACCCAUCCACAAAAUAGUCUUGUGUAUUUCGUUUGAAAAACAUAAAUUGCAAUAUGCGAUUUGUUUUUUCUCGCCUCGCGUCCGCAGCAGA
Paramuricea clavata is the source of this 1736-nucleotide messenger RNA. NCBI's taxonomy places the organism in Eukaryota, Metazoa, Cnidaria, Anthozoa, Malacalcyonacea, Plexauridae. The record is from the annotation of a GenBank genome assembly.